UACCCUGCCCAAGCUCCAAUCCAAACCCAACCAGUCUCGUCUCCAGAAUCUCUCCGAUACGCCACCGCCGCCGUGCCCUAGAGCUUGCCCCCUCCGGCCGUAGCUCAGCGUCGCCGCCGCCGACACCUCACGCCCCAAACCCCUUCUUCUCCCACGCGCUUCGCCGCCAUCGCCUCUCCCGUCCCUGCUGACUCUACCCCGCCCGCACAUCGGAACAUCGGUUCUUGAGAUCCGCCCUGGCCUCCUCGGCGGCCGAGAGGAGCCGCUCCGGGCUCGGCUCAGGUUUCCGGUACCUCACCGGAGCCGCCACCGGGUGGUGGGACCGGUGGAUGGUCAUGGGAGCCAGCGGCUCCAAGCUCGAGAAGGCACUCGGCGACCAGUUCCCGGAAGGCGAGCGCUACUUCGGACUCGAGAACUUCGGAAACACAUGCUACUGCAACAGUGUACUCCAGGCACUUUAUUUUUGCACUCCAUUCAGGGAACAAUUACUGGAGUAUUAUACGAACAAUAAAAAUCCUGGAGAUGCAGAGGAAAAUCUUUUGACUUGCUUGGCGGAUCUUUUCAUGCAGGUAAGCCAAUCCAAGAAAAAGACAGGUGUUAUUGCUCCAAAACGUUUUGUCCAAAGAGUGAAGAAACAGAACGAGUUGUUUCGAAGCUACAUGCACCAGGAUGCACAUGAGUUCUUAAAUUUUCUGUUGAAUGAGCUUGUUGAUAUUCUGGAGAAAGAGUCUAGUGCUGCGAAGGAAUCACCCCAGUCCUCAUCUCCUGAAAAAGUUCCAAAUGGUGUAGUUCACCCUCUGGCCAAUGGAGUUAAGAAAGAGCCACCGGUUACCUUGGUCCAUAAGAAUUUUCAGGGCAUACUGACCAAUGAAACUAGAUGCUUGAGAUGUGAGACAGUAACUGCGAGGGACGAAACAUUUUUUGAUCUGAGUGUUGACAUUGAGCAGAAUAGUUCCAUUACAAGCUGCCUGAAAAAUUUCAGCUCCACAGAGACUUUAAAUGCUGAGGACAAAUUCUUCUGUGACAAAUGCUGCAGUUUGCAAGAAGCACAGAAGAGAAUGAAGAUCAAGAAGGCUCCCCAAAUAUUGGUGAUCCACCUAAAGCGCUUUAAGUAUAUUGAGCAGCUUGGCCGGUAUAAGAAGCUUUCAUAUCGGGUUGUAUUCCCCAUGGAGCUGAAGAUAGGUAGUACAUCUGAUGAUGUAGAUACUGAGUACUCUCUCUUUGCUGUCGUUGUCCAUGUUGGGAGCGGUCCCAACCAUGGCCAUUACGUCAGCCUUGUUAAAAGCCACAACCACUGGUUGUUCUUCGAUGAUGAAAACGUGGAGAUGGUUGAAGAGUCGACCCUGCAAACAUUCUUCGGUUCCUCGCACGAGUACUCAGGCAACACAGAUCAUGGAUACAUCUUGUUUUACGAGGGCCUUGGUGGGAAGAGUUAGGUUGAUUUUCUUCGCCUUCCCUCUUCCUCUUCCUUUUCUUUGGAGCAUGCGAGUUCAACUGUUGUAUGUACACAGCUAUUUCAUUACCUCCAUGGAAAAUUGUUGAUCUCAGAGACUGAGUACGAACCUGAGGAUGCCAGAUUUUUGGUGGUUUUAGUGUACAGCGGAAAUUGGAACUUUGCUCCCAUCCUUGAAAUAAGGCGCAAGCCAUCGAGUAUGCCCCAACCAAAGAAUGUAACAUUGAUAAUUGGCUUCUGUAUAUUUGGUUCUAGCUUUGAAUUUUUGAUACA
Molecule: messenger RNA, 1726 nt
Organism: Lolium perenne
Lineage: Eukaryota; Viridiplantae; Streptophyta; Magnoliopsida; Poales; Poaceae
Product: ubiquitin carboxyl-terminal hydrolase 4
Biological process (GO): protein deubiquitination
Cellular component (GO): cytosol; nucleus
Molecular function (GO): cysteine-type deubiquitinase activity
Source: RefSeq, a predicted model, not a curated record